GUGUGGGAUCCACAACAUGUUCCCUUUACACUUAGCAGCGCUGAAUGCUCACUCAGACUGCUGCAGGAAAUUGUUGUCGUCGGGACAAAAGUAUAGCAUAGUGUCCUUGUUUAGUAAUGAGCACGUGCUGUCUGCAGGCUUUGAAAUAGACACCCCUGAUAGUUUUGGAAGAACGUGCCUCCAUGCUGCCGCUGCAGGAGGUAAUGUUGAAUGUAUAAAACUCUUGCAAAGCAGUGGAGCAGAUUUUAAUAAGAAGGACAAAUGUGGGAGGACACCUUUGCACUAUGCAGCUGCAAAUUGUCACUUCCACUGUAUUGAGACACUGGUGACAACAGGAGCCAAUACUAAUGAAACAGAUGACUGGGGACGCACCCCUUUGCACUAUGCUGCUGCUUCUGACAUGGACCGAAAGUGUCUAGAGUUCCUUCUACAGAAUGAUGCCAAUCCAUCCAUCCAAGACAAAGAGGGGUACAACACUGUGCAUUAUGCUGCUGCAUAUGGGCACCGGCAGUGUUUGGAACUGAUUGGAAGCAAAACUCCACUGGAUAUACUACUGGAAAAAACCAACAAUAUGUUUGAGGAAUCUGAUUCCACAGCUACAAAAAGUCCUUUGCAUUUAGCUGCUUAUAAUGGGCAUCAUCAAGCGCUGGAGGUACUUCUCCAGUCUCUGGUAGGUCUAGAUAUUAAAGAUGAGAAGGGACGCACUGCUUUGGACCUGGCUGCGUUUAAAGGACACGCGGAGUGCGUGGAAGCUCUCAUCAGCCAGGGUGCUUCUGUCACUGUAAAAGACAAUGUCACCAAAAGGACCCCCCUCCACGCCUCAGUCAUUAACGGCCAUACACCUUGUUUGCGGUUGUUGCUAGAAGUUGCAGACAACCCAGACGUGACAGACGCCAAAGGACAAACUCCACUAAUGCUUGCAGUGGCAUAUGGGCACAUCGAUGCUGUUUCUUUAUUACUUGAAAAAGAAGCAUCUGUAGAUGCUGCUGAUCUCCUGGGAUGCACAGCUUUACACCGAGGGAUUAUGACUGGGCAUGAAGAGUGUGUUCAGAUGCUGUUAGAGAAAGAAGUAUCUAUUUUAUGUAAAGACGCCAGAGGCAGAACACCUCUGCACUUUGCAGCAGCUCGGGGUCAUGCCACUUGGCUGAGUGAGUUACUGCAGAUAGCACUUUCAGAGGAAGACUGCAGUUUGAAAGAUAAUCAAGGUUAUACACCGCUGCACUGGGCUUCUUACAAUGGUCAUGAAAACUGCAUAGAGGUACUAUUGGAACAAAAAUUUUUCCGCACAUUCUAUGGUAAUAGCUUCUCUCCAUUGCACUGUGCCGUGAUCAAUGAUCAUGAAAAUUGUGCAUCACUGCUCAUCGGAGCCAUCGAUGCCAGCAUUGUCAAUUGCAAAGAUGACAAAGGAAGAACGCCCCUUCACGCAGCAGCCUUUGCGGAUCACGUGGAGUGCCUCCAGCUCCUCCUGAGUCACAGCGCACAAGUGAAUGCUGCGGAUGACGCAGGGAAAACACCUCUCAUGAUGGCAGCUCAAAACGGUCACAUAGGUGCUGUAGACUUUUUGGUGAACAUUGCCAAGGCUGACCUGACAUUAAAAGAUAAGGAGCUGAACACGUCUUUGCACUUAGCUAGCAGUAAAGGUCAUGAAAAAUGUGCCUUGUUAAUACUUGACAGGAUACAAGAACAGAGCCUUAUUAAUGCAAAAAAUAAUGCAUUGCAGACGCCUCUCCAUAUUGCUGCACGAAAUGGUUUAAAGAUGGUGGUUGAAGAGUUGCUAGCAAAAGGGGCUUGUGUCCUAGCAGUAGAUGAAAAUGGUCAUACGCCAGCCCUGGCUUGCGCUCCUAACAAAGACGUGGCUGACUGCCUGGCACUCAUUUUGGCUACCAUGAUGCCUUUUUCUCCUUCCAGUUCAAUGACGGCUUUCAACUUCGUUUGUUAUAAAAAAGACAAUUUGGGCAGGACACAUCUCUGCGAUGGCUCCAGUAUGGGUAGCAUUAUCCCUUACAAUAAGCCCUUGAGUAAUAACAUAGGAACUGAGGAUGGGUACAACGAAAAUGAUUCGGAUUCUGAAACAUUUUGA
Messenger RNA from Phaethon lepturus (White-tailed tropicbird), 2080 nucleotides. RefSeq names its product serine/threonine-protein phosphatase 6 regulatory ankyrin repeat subunit B-like. The annotation marks the transcript as partial. NCBI's taxonomy places the organism in Eukaryota, Metazoa, Chordata, Aves, Phaethontiformes, Phaethontidae. Gene Ontology annotation, molecular function: protein binding. The transcript has 18 exons. The record is from RefSeq and is a predicted model, not a curated record.